Messenger RNA from Caenorhabditis sp. 36 PRJEB53466, 654 nucleotides. NCBI's taxonomy places the organism in Eukaryota, Metazoa, Nematoda, Chromadorea, Rhabditida, Rhabditidae. The record is from the annotation of a GenBank genome assembly.
AUGCGGUUCUACCGAUCAAUCGCCGCGUUUUUCGUGUUCAUUAUCGUCCUGGUGGCUUCAUUUCCGAUCGAGAUCAAAGGUGCGUUUUCUAUUUUCAAGGCCAUCCAAAGGAAGUGAUAUUGGCGGUUAACCUAUGGUGAUCGGUGAUACAAUUUCUGGGAAAAACAGCGCAAGAGCACAGGAAAACAUCAUAAAAUGAGCGUUUUUCUAAUUGAAAAUACGAGAGUCAUCAUCCUUCACUUCCAGACAUCCAGUACCUAUUCCCGCCACAAAACACGCUUUUGGACGCCGUCGGCGACCAGACCUACCACACACAAAUCGACAAACAAGUGGGCGACUCGCAGGAGGAGGAGGAGAGGAAGAAGGCGUGCGUUCCCAGUGAGUCCGGAACGGUUUUUGGCUUUUCUAAAGCUGAAGCGGCUAAGAAAUGAGCAGAAAAUGAUUCAGAGCAAAACGCGGAGCCGAGUAAGGAAGGAGAGGAAGAAGCGGGAGAUGGAGAAGGAUCCGAAGCGGAUGGAUUCAUCGACAACUCGCCGGUUAAUGGUACUAUUGUCGAUGAUGUAAGUAGCGAAUAAAAAAAGGUAGUUUGUUCCGUUAAUGAGUGUUUUUUAGCCAAUGGAAGUCAAGAUUUACAAGCCGGAAUGCGAUGAUUGA